Capsella rubella is the source of this 995-nucleotide messenger RNA. RefSeq names its product 60S ribosomal protein L2, mitochondrial. Gene Ontology annotation, biological process: cytoplasmic translation. NCBI's taxonomy places the organism in Eukaryota, Viridiplantae, Streptophyta, Magnoliopsida, Brassicales, Brassicaceae. Gene Ontology annotation, cellular component: ribosome. Gene Ontology annotation, molecular function: RNA binding; structural constituent of ribosome. The transcript is spliced from 3 exons. Bases 188 to 832 code for a protein of 214 amino acids. The record is from RefSeq and is a predicted model, not a curated record.
GGUGAGAAGAACGACGAAAGAGAAAAAGACUGUUUCAGUCACUGACAAAGGAGCUCGGAAACCAAAUUCAUCAUUCACUGCUUGAUUGCUUCUUUUUACCCAAAGGUUUUUGGAAGCUAGAGUCUUGUGGAAGAGUAUAAAAAUCCAACCUUUAUUUACUACUCUUAAGAGAGAGCAGUCUCACACCAUGUCGGCUCUUGUGGCGUUAUGCAGAGCUCGAGCUGCUUCGUCGUCUUCUUUAUUCAACAGCAUUGUUCGUCCAGCAUUUCGCUCUUUCUCCACAGGUUUUGCUGAUGCGCAGAACAAAUCAUUGGUGGCGCAAAUGAAAGAAGAGAUGCUCCACAUGGACAUUAACUCAAUGGUAGGAAGUUCCAUGCCUCUAGGUAUGAUGCGUAUCGGAACAAUCAUCCACAACAUCGAGAUGAACCCAGGGCAAGGCGCGAAGAUGGUCCGAGCUGCAGGAACCAACGCCAAGAUCCUAAAGGAGCCCGCUUCAGGGAAAUGCUUGAUAAAGCUUCCAUCAGGGGACACCAAGUGGAUCAACGCCAGAUGCCGUGCUACGAUUGGCACAGUGUCGAACCCCUCCCACGGAACUAAGAAGCUGAGGAAAGCAGGACAGAGUAGGUGGUUGGGGAUAAGGCCCAAAGUCAGAGGAGUGGCGAUGAAUCCGUGUGAUCAUCCACACGGUGGAGGUGAAGGAAAAAGCAAAAGUAGUGGAAGCCGAGGAAGGACAUCAGUAAGUCCGUGGGGGAAACCGUGCAAAGGCGGGUACAAAUCCGCUAGUGUCAAGAAGAAGAAGAAGCGUUUGGCAGAUGCAGCAGCAAAAAUGUGAUAUGGAUUGAAAAAAACAAGUUACGAUCUCUUCUUCAAGUUCUUCUUCCUUUAAAACCUCUAAGGGUUAUGUAACGUUAUUGAGAGUUGUUGUUAAAAGCUUCUGUGAAAUUGGAGCAACUGAUUUCAUCAACUAAUAAUAGAUAUGAUUAACAUUUUAAUCA